CCCAUCGUCGAAAUGCCGUUUUUUUUUUAUCUCCGACGAACACUUCUCACCACUCUCUGACAACUCCACCGCCGUAACCGCCAGAGCCCACACCUACAUCUGUAACCUCCUCAAUGAAUUCAACGCCGUCUGCGCUAAAGCUGAUGCCUCCGACAUCAACGCCGAACAGAAUUGCUCCCUCGUUGACCAGAAGCAUCUCUCCCGUUCUGCGGUGUUCUCUAAGCUUCAAUUGAAUGCCGCAAAUCUUCAAUCGAUUUUUGAUCAAUAUGCUCGUGAUGUCGAUGAUGCUCCAGAAUCAUCAACUUCACUUGCAAUGCGUUUCGUGUUGAGAAGGAUAGCGUGAUUGAGAGGUUGAGGACGGAGCUAGGCAAGCUGCACAGGUCAAAGAGGCAGUUGAAUGAGCAGAAGGAUUUGGAGCUUGGUGAGAAAAACGUAACCAUCGGGAGUUACCUUGAUAAGAUUGUCCAUUUGAUGAAAAAUUCUGCCCAUAAGGAAGCACGUGUUACUGAAGUCGAGGCGGAAUUGGGGAGAUGCCCGGCUGCUUGCACCCGCCUUGAGCAGGAGAAGGAGAUUCUUGAGAGGCAGAAUGCUUGGCUGAAUGAGGAGUUGACUGCUAAAAUUGAGACAAGCAAGAAGAUGAAUGAACUAAGCAAUCUUCCUCUCCUAAGCUUCUCCACUGAACCGUGGCUGACAUCUAUUGUAACUGAUAACAUGGAUGAAGAAAAUAACGCGCUAGUCUCUAAAAUCACUGUUGGGGUUUCUGGAACAGCAUCAGCAGCUUCACAUUUGCGAGAUGGGUUGAAUUUGGCGAAGAUGUAUGCAAAAUACCAAGAGGCUGUUGAUGCUUUGAGUUUGAGACAUGAAAAGUUGGCAAGGAAGGAGUCAUCGUCAAUUUUGCAACAGGAAAAGCUUGCAAUGGAACUCAAAAAACAUACAGAAGAAGCUGCUAUUAAAGUUGCAAUUGUUCUGCAGAGAGCGGAAGAGCAAGUGCAGAUGAUGAAAUCACUUCGUACAUAUUGGCUGGAAAAUCUGUGACUACUCCAUCAACCAUGGCAGAAUGGAUGUAAGUAGCAAUCUCCAUGUUAGGGUCUGACCAGUAAUCAAAAGCCAUAGACAUGAACUCAUUCCUAAGAGUAUGAACAAAUACUGUGAGGUGUAUCGCCUAUGUUAUCUUCAACUAAAAACACUCUUUUGUAAGAUGAAAUGUCUUUAUACUUGGACAGCACUGAGCUAUCGUCGGAUUGAAUCAGAACUUGUUGUGUGACUUGCUUGUCAAAAGUUGCAUUACUUAAGGCAGUGCUUACAGCACCAACAAUGUCAAGGCCUUUCUUUGAAGCAAGAGAGGUUGGAAUGCAUACCGAUAUGUUUAUUAAAAUUCCGGUGACUUCCUUAGCCUUGGCCAACUCCAAAAAUUCAGAAAGCAAAACAAAUUUACCACUAUUCUUGUUUGCUGGAUUUCUUUGGAAGCCACUGCCAAAAGGGCUAGAAAUUUGAGCUGAAGCAAGAAACAAAGUACCUUAAGUUCAUUGUUCAAAUAUUAAAGGCUAGAUCUGUUCAUGAAUUUUUGAAGUCAUAUGGAAGCAUUACGUUGCAAGGACUGAAUCUCAUUCCAUGUGAGAUCAAAUGAGAAAAUUCCACUCUUUGUUUGAAUUUCUGGAACAUUAGAAGAUCGCGACAUGAAUUUAGUCAUAGCAGUUGUAUCUUCCAUUAGGUCUGCAGUGUUUAAGCAGAAUGAAGUUCCAUCUUUUGUCAUUUGAACUGAGCAAUCUAUAAUAUCAGCUCCAUCAUCUAUUGCUUGCUGAUAAGCAAGAUCAGUGGAACCUGGAUAUACACCACUUGCUCCAUUAUUGCUUAUGAUCAAAGCUUGUCCUGAAAAAGAAAAUGCAUUAGGUUAGCUUCUUAUUUUCAUGCUUUGCUGCAUCUUGUUUAUAAGGUUCUAUGACUUGGAUUGAUUUAAAAAUUAAAUUAUUACCUUUUUUCAGCA
Medicago truncatula (barrel medic) is the source of this 1984-nucleotide messenger RNA. Its product is annotated as nuclear-pore anchor. Lineage: Eukaryota; Viridiplantae; Streptophyta; Magnoliopsida; Fabales; Fabaceae. Bases 472 to 1035 code for a protein of 187 amino acids. Gene Ontology annotation, cellular component: nuclear pore. Gene Ontology annotation, molecular function: structural constituent of nuclear pore. The transcript is spliced from 8 exons. Gene Ontology annotation, biological process: mRNA export from nucleus. The record is from RefSeq and is a predicted model, not a curated record.